GCUGUGAGUGAGUAAGGACAGACUUCAGUCAUGACCUUUUCACAGUAUGUGAGGAAUGCGUGGCUCUCGAAUGCAACAAUGGAAUAACUGCUGGACUAAAGCUGGAGGUGCCAUUCUUAGUGCCUUUUGUCUGAUAGACAGCACAUCAUCACUCCAUCCUGCAGAGGUCUGAGCUCAAGCAGCAAGCUAUCAGUUUGAAGAAGAAAUGCAGUUUCAAAGAAAUUUUCUUGGUAUAGAAUUUGCCCAGGAGCAUGAAAUUUUUGUUUUGCUGACAUUUUAUCUUGUGUGCCUAUGGGGGAGAAAGAGGAGAACAUGGAAGGAAAACAUGCAUUUAUAUCUCCAGAAGAGGGGCCAAGAAGGGGCUAUUGGCUCACCUGCUAAGAGAAAAGUCUCCUCAGAUACUGUCCUCCUGCCACCUUUUGCCUAAGUGUUCCUGUGGAGCAAGGGGGAAAUAUUGCUCAUAUUCAGGACAGUUAAGGUAACAUGCAUGUGUCACUAGCAGAGGCUCUGGAGGUUCGGGGGGGACCAUUGCAAGAAGAGGAAAUAUGGGCUAUUUUGAAUCAAAGUGCAGAGAGCCUUCAAGAACUAUUCAGAAAAGCUGAUCCUGCUGCUCUGGGAUUCAUCAUUUCUCCAUGGUCUCUCCUGUUGCUUCCAUCUGGCAGUGUGUCAUUUACUGAUGAAAAUGUGUCCCAACAAGACCUGCGAGCAUUCACAGCACCAGAGGUUCUGCAGAACCACUCGCUGUCUUCCCUGUCAGAUGUUGAAAAGGUCCAUAUUUAUUCUCUUGGUAUGGCGCUCUUUUGGGGAGCUGACCACGAAGUUCCUCAAAGUCAGCCUAUCAAGCUUGGAGACCAUCUCAACAGCAUUCUCCUGGGCAUGUGUGAAGAUGUCAUUUAUGCCCGUGUGUCUGUUCGGACUGUUCUGGAUGCCUGCAGCGCCCACAUAAGGAACAGCAACUGUGCCCCUUCUUUCUCAUAUGUGAAGCAGUUGGUCAGACUGGUUCUGGGAAGCCUGUCUGGGAUGGAUCAGCUGUCUUGUAAUGGAGAUAGAAAAUUGCAGCCAGACAGGAGCCAGGCAAUUCGGGAGAGGCUGAGGGGAAAAGGGCUUCCCACAGGAAAAACAUUGGCUGUUGAUGCACCUGAUGGACACAGAGCUCACUUCUCUCAACAGACCACCCUUAACAAAGGACUUAGCAAGUCUAUGGGAUUUCUGUCCAUUAGAGGAACACGAGACGAGGAAGAGUUUUUCCAGGGCAUUUCUGCAGAUUACAGUUCGGGUCAGGAAGAUGUUUUCUGUCCUCAUAGGUGUAAAACCAGUGAGCUUGAGAAAAAAGGUCACCUUCACACAGAUGUCCCUCCCAAACGGAAAAUAUGGGCUUCUUCCACAGAUUUGCUUUGCUCUACUGACAAGGCAGCUGAGAGGGACCAUGCUGGAGGCUCUCACAGGCACAGCCAUCAGUGUGAAACAUUUACAGUACGGACUUCUACUACUGCCAGAAACAAGGAAGCAAGAUACUCCGAUGGGAGCAUAGCACUGGAUGUCUUCGGACCACAAAAACUGGACCAAACGCGCCACAUGCCUGAGACAUCAACUUCUGCAGCAAUAUCAAGUGCCUUUGACAGGAUAAGAGAGAGACAGAAGAAGUUGCAGCUUCUGAGGGAAGCUAUGAAUGUAGAAGAGCCUUUGAGAAGGUACAAAUCUUACCACAGCGAUGUUUAUAGUACUUCAAGUGAAAGUCCAUCUGUUAUUUCUUCAGAACCAGAUUUCAGGCAAGUGAGAAGAAAUGAAGGUUUCAAGAGAGAUGAUGCCAGUGGUGUGUUAUCAGGUGCUGAUGAUAUCUCCACAUCAAGUCAAGCUAAUUCUCAGAGAACAAGGCAGCAUGAAGCACCAUUUGAAGGCAAACUAAUAAGUCAAGAAGUGAUGCUGAAGCGCCAGGAAGAAGAAAUGAUGCAACUGCAAGCUAGGAUGGCUCUGAGGCAGUCCCGGCCCAACCUCUACCCAGGGGAUGCAAUCAGAUCCUCAAUGCUUGAUAUCACCAGAGACCCGCUGAGGGAAAUAGCCCUGGAAACAGCCAUGACACAAAGAAAACUGAGGAAUUUCUUUGGCCCAGAGUUUGUGAAAAUGACGAUUGAGCCAUUCAUCUCCUUGGAUCUACCGAAAUCUAUCUUGACUAAGAAAGGCAAGAGUGAUGACACCAGGCGAAAAGUAAGCGUGAUGCUUCUGAGUGGGCAGAAGCUGGAGCUGACCUGUGACACCAAAACAAUAUGUAAAGAUGUCUUUGAUAUGGUAGUUGCCCAUAUUGGCUUGGUGGAACAUCACUUCUUUGGAUUGGCUACUUUAAGAGACAAUGAGUUUUUCUUCGUGGAUCCUGACAUUAAGCUAAGUAAAGUAGCUCCGGAAGGAUGGAAAGAAGAACCGAAGAAGAAGAACAAGCCUCCUGUCAACUUCACUCUGUUUUUUCGCAUAAAGUUUUUUGUGGAUGAUGUCAGUCUCAUACAGCACGCGCUGACCUGUCACCAGUACUACCUGCAGUUGCGGAAGGACAUCCUAGAAGACAGGAUGCACUGUGAUGACGAGACAGCCUUAUUAUUAGCAUCUCUAGCUCUCCAGGCUGAGUAUGGAGAUUAUCAGGCAGAGGUGCACGGCUUGUCCUACUUCAGACUAGAACAUUAUGUCCCAGCAAGAGUGAUGGAGAAACUGGAUCUGUCCUACGUCAAGGAAGAGCUGCCAAAACUGCACAGCACUUACGUGGGUGCUUCUGAAAAAGAGACAGAGUUAGAAUUUCUGAAGUUGUGUCAGAGGCUCACAGAAUAUGGGGUUCACCUUCAUCACGUGCUGCCUGAGAAGAGAUCCCAAACAGGAAUCCUUCUGGGGGUGUGCUGCAAAGGAGUUGUCAUUUUUGAAGUUCACAAUGGUGCCCGCACACCUGUACUGCGCUUCCCAUGGAGAGAGACAAAGAAAAUAUCCUUUAGUAAGAAGAAAAUAACUUUGCAGAACACAUCGGAUGGCAUCAAGCAUGCCUUUCAGACUGACAAUAGCAAGACUUGCCAGUACCUUUUGCAUCUCUGCUCUUCCCAGCAUAAGUUCCAGUUACAGAUGAGAACCAGGCAGAGCAACCAAGACACUCAGGACAUUGAAAGAGCUUCAUUUAGGAGCCUGAACCUUCACGCAGACUCUGUCAAAGGCUUCAACAUGGGCCGAGCCAUCAGCACUGGCAGCCUGGCCAGCAGCACUCUGAACAGACUCGCUGUUCGACCCCUGUCUGUCCAAGCAGAGAUCCUUAAGAGACUGUCCUGCUCUGAGCUCUCGCUCUUCCAGCCACUUCCUGGCUCUGCAAGGGACAAGAACGAGAAGAGUCUAUGGGAGGAAAGACCCAGAGUUAUGAGCAAGUCUUUUCACGAUCUGAGUCAGAGUCACAUCUCUGUUUACCCCUCGAAGAAAAAUGUUAUUACUGCUUUGGACUCUUCCCCCAAAAAAAUAGAAGAUAUAAUGGGAAGGGUUUUUCAGCAAAUGCCAAAAUUUGAUACUGGAUCAGCAACAGGAGCAUUAAAGCCAAGCAAUUCAAAAUCUCAUGCAGGUUUAAGUAGAAGCCCUGAAAGAAAGAAAAAUGAAUCAGACUCAUCAUCCAUUGAAGAUACCGGUCAAGCCUAUGUUGUAGGUGUUAGCAUGAAUACUUCAGAAAAUCUUCUGUCAUCAGCAGCAUUAAAAGAGAGUGUUGACUCUCUUCAAACAACACAGAACAGAGUUGCCACACCAGAGAGAGAGAUCACUUUGGUGAACUUGAAAAAGGAUGAAAAGUUUGGCUUAGGCUUUCAAAUAGUCGGUGGAGAGAAGACAGGAAAACUUGAUCUGGGAAUUUUUAUUCAUUCAGUUAUUCCUGGAGGGCCAGCUGAUUUGGAAGGAACUCUCAAACCAGGACACCGCCUCAUAUCCAUAAACAGCACAAGUUUGGAAGGCGUCAGCCACCACGCAGCGUUGGAAAUCCUGGAGAAUGCUCCUGAGGAUGUGACACUUGUCAUCUCCCAGCCCAAGGACAAGCUGUCCAAAGCAUCGUCUAACACUGCUCAUAUCAGCAAUGGAGCCAGGGGUUACUUGAGGAGGCCCUCUUCAGUGCAGGACAACGAGGCAGAGUCCUCUUCAGAAGAGCACAACCGGUGCCGCGGUCACCAGAGGCCUGUUUCAGGGAGCCUCUCUGGAUUGUCGGGAAGCAAGCGGGAUGGAAGCAUGAGCUCCCAGGAUUCCAGGACCGAGAGCGCCAGCCUGUCCCAGAGCCAGCCAGCCGGCUUCUGUGGCAAACGUACGAGUGGGAGAGCCCCGCAGGAUGCUCAGCAUUACAGCGAGCCCCAGGCUGGGGCCUCCAAGGCCAUCGAGAAGAGAAGAUCCUCAUCAGACAGUACACGAGCGAGAAACAAAAGGCCCGGGGUAGCGGAGCCUGUGGAAUAUUCCGACCGAGGGGAUUCUGACAUGGAUGAGGCCACUUACUCUGGCAGUCAGGAGCAGCAGCCAUCUAAAAAGGAUUCUUCCUCAUCGAAUACAGCAAACAAAGUGAAUUCUAAAAAGGCUUCUGCAACACUUCUUAAACCUGGAGAUAUCUUUGAGGUUGAACUAGCAAAAAAAGAUAACGGCUUGGGAAUAAGUGUCACGGUACUGUUUGACAAGGGUGGUGUAAAUACUAGCAUAAGGCAUGGUGGUAUUUAUGUGAAAGCAAUUAUUCCCAAGGGAGCAGCUGAAGCAGAUGGCAGAAUAGAAAAAGGUGACCGUGUGCUCUCUGUCAAUGGGAUUAGUUUGGAAGGAGCUACCCAUAAGCAAGCUGUUGAAACACUGAGAAACACAGGCCAGGUGGUGCACCUGCUGUUGGAAAAAGGUCAGCUGUCAGGGGCCAAGGCUCAUGCUCCAGUGACACCACAGUGCACGCUCCCCAGUCAGGUGGGGCAGUGUGAGCCACAGGAGAAGCCAUCAACAGAAUCUUCAAAUGCCAAAGAUUACAGCUUUGUCACUGCAGAGAACACAUUCGAGGUAAAACUCUUGAAGAACAGCUCAGGCCUUGGGUUCAGUUUCUGCCGUGAAGAUAACGUGACCCCAGAGCAGCUGGGAUCAACUAUUGUGAGGGUGAAGAAGCUCUUCCCUGGGCAGCCAGCUGCAGAGAGCGGGCAAAUCGAGAUUGGGGACGUCAUCCUGAAAGUGAACGGGGCAUCGCUGAAGGGUUUGUCCCAGCAGGAAGUCAUCUCUGCUCUGAGGGGAACGUCUCCAGAGGUCUCUCUUCUCCUUUGCCGGCCACCACCUGGAAUACUGCCAGACAUCGAUCCUUCACUGCUGACCCCCAUCCAUUCGCCCCAACAAGUUUUUCCAGAGGUGAGCAGGGAAAUUUCAGGUCCAUCAAAUGGAGAACGAGGUGACAGCUCAGAUGAAAAUGAAACUACUGAUCUGAGCAAGAAACGGCUAAAAUCCCCCUCCAGAAGAGACAGCUACAGCGACAGCAGCAGGAGUGGUGAUGAGGAGGUGAUGGAGUCAGCAGCACGGGUGGGCCUUGGCUGGAGCUCGGCGCUGUACCACAGCUCAGGUGAAGCCGAGGCACGGGCACAGAGUCAGUAUGAGGCACACCCUCCUCAGAAGGACACUGUUCGCACCAUCCUGUAUCCUGAUCAAGAGGCUCCUGGCAAGGCAGAGCUUGAGGACAGGUAUGCUGCUGAUAAUGAUCCUCAUCACCCUGCAGAAAUGUUUAUAAGAGUAUGUUAUUGGACCUAUUCAUAGAAAUACUUCUUUUUGUUUGUGCCUGAUGUUACCACAUCCAUGUUAAUAAAUGACUGUUAUGCUACUCCUGUCUCUGAGCUGACUUCACACCUGGGAGAAAUAGAUUCAUUACUCACCCAGCUGGAAAAAAAUGCUGAAGAAUAUGAGCCAGAAGUGGAGCUCCGAGUGACUCUGACAAAGUCAGAAAAGGGCAGUCUGGGUUUUACAGUGACCAAGGGUAAUGAUAGUGUUGGCUGCUACAUUCAUGACAUUGUCCAGGAUCCUGCCAAAAGCGAUGGGAGACUACGGCCUGGAGACCGACUCAUAAAAGUUAAUGACAUCGAUGUCACUAACAUGAGCCAUACUGAUGCAGUCAAUUUUCUCCGAGCUGCCCCAAGGACUGUCAGAUUAGUGCUAGGACGUGUUCUGGAGUUACCAAAGAUGCCAGUGUUGCCUCAUUUGCUGCCUGACAUUACAUUAAUGUGCCAUAAGGAGGAGCUAGGUUUGUUGUUAUCAGGAGGCCAGGACAGCCUUUAUCAAGUUGUGUAUAUUAGUGACAUUGUCCCCAAAUCAGUUGCUGCCAGAGAGGAGAGUCUGCGUGUACUAGAUAUUAUCCAUUACAUUAAUGGAGUAAGCACACAAGGAAUGACUCUGAAAGAAGCCAAAAGAAUGCUGGAAACUUACCUUCCAACAGUGGUGCUCAAAGCAACCAGAGAUGGUCAUGCAGUGUUCCCAAAACACAAAAGCUCUGAGAACUCAAGUCUGUGGCCAAUGAAAGCUAAUGGUUGCUCCUGUGGUGAUCCCUGUGAUAAAACAAAAAAGUCAACUGAUGCCUAUGGGCCCAAGGUCAAUGGCAAUGGCAUCCUAGGACCUUCUCAGGAAAAUACCGAAAACGAUAUCCAUCACACGAAAGCAUUAAUGAACCUUUCAGGAGCAGAAGAUGCACCUUCCCUUGGUUUCACCAAUCAGAUGUCAGAUUUUCCUAAACACAUUGACAAAUCAGGAACAGAGUUUCCAGAUGAUGAGUAUUAUGAUGAGGAUGACCACAAUGAAGUUGUCCAGUAUCUGUUGGAUGUUGUAGAUGAGGAAGCCCAGAACCUCUUAAAUCAGAAUAAUGUGACUUCAGAGGCUCAGAGUCUUCUACAUCUCAAGAAGGCUGCAUCAGAAAAUCACCUGCCAGUAGAGAUGAAUGGAAGGGUGACAGAAGAUAAGUCUGAGGACACAGACUGUGAUGGGUCAUCUUUACCUGAAGAUUUUUCAGAGCCAACACCUGUAAAUGGUUGUGAAGACUAUUGUGAAGUAAAAGCUGUACCAGAAAGAUCCCCUCCACAGCCUUCCUUGAGCCAGGCAGAUGAGGAGGAAAUCACAUGGGGAAGCGACGAGCUGCCGAUUGAAUCAGUCAGCCAGGAACGUGUAAAUAAAGAUUUCCCCCUAGUGACAAAUGAAGAGAUCUCUGCACUCCCUACUGUGAAUGUGCUCCCUGGAGGCAAAUAUUCAGGAGCCAAAUUGAAGUCAGUGAUCAGGAUGUUGCGUGGAUUGCUGGAACAGGGAGUCCCUUCUAAAGAGAUUGAAAACCUUCAGGAGUUAAAACCUCUGGAUCAGUGUUUGAUUGGACAAGCAAAGGAGAACAGGAGAAAGAACAGAUAUAAAAACAUACUUCCUUAUGACACCACCAGAGUCCCUCUCGGGGUUGAAGGUGGGUACAUCAAUGCCAGCUUCAUUCGCAUGCCCGUGGGGAAUGAGGAGUUCGUUUACAUCGCGUGCCAAGGACCUCUUCCUACUACUGUAGCAGAUUUCUGGCAAAUGGUUUGGGAACAAAACUGUACUGUGAUUGCCAUGAUGACUCAGGAGGUCGAGGGAGAAAAGAUAAAGUGUCAGCGUUACUGGCCAGAUGUGCUCAAUAAAACCACCAUGAUCAAUGACAGACUACGCCUUGCUCUUGUGAGACUUCAGCAGCUGAAGGGCUUCAUCAUCAGAGUGCUGGAGCUCGAAGAGAUUCAGACGGGGGAAGUGCGGCACAUUUCCCACCUGAACUUCAUUGCCUGGCCUGACCACGACACCCCCUCCCAGCCAGACGAUCUGCUCACCUUCAUCUCCUACAUGCGACACGUGCACAGGUCGGGACCCAUCAUCACCCACUGCAGCGCCGGUAUCGGGAGGUCGGGCACCCUCAUCUGUAUAGACGUGGUGCUGGGGCUGAUCAGCAGAGACCUCGAUUUUGACAUCUCAGACCUGGUGCGCACGAUGCGUCUGCAGAGACACGGAAUGGUUCAGACAGAGGAUCAGUACAUUUUCUGCUAUCAAGUUGUCCUUUAUGUCCUGAACUAUCUCCAGCACGAAGAGCAACAGAGAGACAAAUAAAAUACUGAAGGAGAAGUGCAUUUAAAAUAAGGAAGCAAAGAGGUUGAGAGGCCCUGGAACAUUUUAUUUGUCCUGCCAAUAGUUUUCUAAUUCCUUUCUUCAGUUGCUGUCCAAUGUCUUUUCUGUAAAGUCUCUCCAUCAUUCCAAAUAAAGUAUAUAGUUCUAAGGGAAAGGGAUAGCUCACACAAUACCACUUUUGUCUUCAGCCCCAUGGAUGCACAUGUGAGAUUUUUGUAUAACAAUAUUUAAUAAAGCUGCAAUUUUUUUGCAGCUUCCUUAAUAUGUCAUAAAAUACUGAAAUAAAAAUAUUUUAAUUUAAAAAGAAAAGUAAAGAAGAAAAAAAGUAAUCCUAUACUUCUUCCUGCAGUUCUGCAAUUGUUUUUGGGGUAUUUGUUUCUUACGGGGUGGGGAAGUGGGAGGGAUGAAGCAGUAUUUUUAUCCUGGCAAACUUUAUUACAGACAUUUUACUAGUCUCUUCUGAAAGCUUGUUCAUGGCACAGAAUUUUUUGCCCUUCUGGUACAAUUACAGCUAUUUUAUAGAAGGUAUCUUGAAAUCAGCAUUUAAGCUUUAAGAGAUGCCUGUUAGCAUAAGGAUAGUAGUGAAUCUUAACUGUAUCACAGUUAAUAAUGUUUACUUCAUAGAAUUUCAUGUAUAUAUUUAUAUACUUUUACACAAAAAAAAGCUGAAUUAUUGAGUGUCUAACCUUAUAAUUGAUUAGACAUCUCUGUUCUGUAAAUAAAAAUAUACCUAAUGUACACUAA
This is a messenger RNA of Cyanistes caeruleus (blue tit), 8853 nucleotides long. NCBI's taxonomy places the organism in Eukaryota, Metazoa, Chordata, Aves, Passeriformes, Paridae. The record is from RefSeq and is a predicted model, not a curated record.